AAUAUUAGAUAAUUAUUUUAAAAUAUAUCGUUUAUUUACCUCAUUUAUAUAUGUGUAUAUAUAUAUAUACAUACAUACAUAUAAAAUAACUUUAAAACGAGGGAUUAAUCAAAUUUUUUUUUUAUAAAAAGACACGAAUAUUUCGAUCACAAAUUUUCUCCUCACCCAUUUUUUCAUUACUUGAUUUGCAAAAGAAUCUAACAAGAAUCAUACUGAAAUUCUCUUUUAUAUAAAAAGAAUUAUUUCCUUUCAUCGCUUUCAUUGCUUUCAUCUCUUUCAUACUCUCUUCGCCUCCCAAUAUUGUUGAAUUCAUAAAAAAGUUAGACAAAAAGAAUUUGCUUCCUUGCCCUCGCUCGGCUGAUGAAUUACAAAUGCCAGAGAAAGGAACAGUUCCACGAGAAAUGAACAGUUUCAUUGUAUUUAGGCGCCAACUGGCUCACGUUGCAAAAUUGCAUAAAACAUCUGAUGAUGGUAGGGUUAUUUCAACGGCAGCGUCAUUUAUCUGGAAUGGUGCAAGUAAAAAUGAAAAAAGGAGUUAUUCUCUUAUCGCUGAAGAACUUAAGAGGAGACAUCGCGAGAAAUACCCAAAUUACACUUAUGAAAGACGAAAAAGAAAAACUGCAGAAGAAGAUUUCAUUGUCUACGAUGCUGGUUUAAUAACACAAAAUAAGAGCAAAAAGAAAAGAAAAGCUUCACCUGAAUCUAGAGCUGUUGUUCAACACGUUUCGGAAGAACAGAAAAGUGUUCCUACUCUACCCCUACAUGGGAAUUUGAUUCGUUUUACUAUGGAAGUUCUGACGUUGGUAUAAAUCCAUCAAUUUUCGAGGGGUUAGAUAAUAGUAGGCAAGAUGAUGGCACAGUUGGCACUAUUUAUUAUCUUUAAUUUUUUUUUUUUUUUUU
Rhizophagus irregularis DAOM 181602=DAOM 197198 is the source of this 900-nucleotide messenger RNA. The record is from RefSeq and is a predicted model, not a curated record. Lineage: Eukaryota; Fungi; Glomeromycota; Glomeromycetes; Glomerales; Glomeraceae.